Messenger RNA from Micromonas pusilla CCMP1545, 1566 nucleotides. RefSeq lists its product as uncharacterized. The transcript has a single exon. Lineage: Eukaryota; Viridiplantae; Chlorophyta; Mamiellophyceae; Mamiellales; Mamiellaceae. The record is from RefSeq and is a predicted model, not a curated record. Bases 1 to 1566 code for a protein of 521 amino acids.
AUGAGAAAAAAAUACCCUCGCCUUGGAGGUAACAACGCGCCGCGCAUGAGCGACGACGGCCCGCGCGCGCCGCCCUGGGCGCCGUCGUCGUCGUCGCCGUCACGGUACGCGCGCGCGCGAUCGUUAGACGAGGAGAUCGGCCGCGAGGCAAUCGACGUGCACGAGUGGGCGACGCCGCACCCGGAGGAGCGCGAUGCGAGGGAGGUCGUGAGGCUCCGGCUCGAGAACGCGAGCCGCGCGUGCUGGCGCGCGUCGUCGCUGCACGAGCGCGGGUCGUCCGCGAUGCGCCACGCGGGCGGAAAUCUCACGACGUUCGCGAGCGACGUCGACGUGAUGCUGGUGGACUGGAGAGGCGAGAAGCUCGACGCGCUGAGGCGCGCGCACGACGCGAUUCGAGACGCGAAGUUCGCGCAGAGGCUCGACCUGAAGCUCGCGUCUCGCGUGCCCUCGGUGACGGGCGUGGACGCGGAGACCGGGCUGGCGUUCGACUUUUCGUUGGGCGAGCCGGAGACGGAGGAGGAACGACGCGAGCGGCGUCGGCGCGUCCGGAGCGGCGAGCGCGACCGCGAGCGCGAGCGCGAGCGCGAGCGCGACCGCGGCGACGACGACGGCGCCCUCCGCCCGGGCGAUCGAUCGACGGUCGACGCGCGACUGAUCAAAUCCCUCGUCUCGGACACCGCGAUCGUCGUCCAGCGGUUCAUCGACCGCCACGGCGACGUCUUCCCGGUCGUGAGCUCCGUCCUGAAGCUCCUGUGCGCGCGAUGGGGCCACGACAGGGCCGCCUCCGGCGGGCUGGGAUCGUUCAAGCUGUACUGCGCGCUGAGCGACUGUCUCGAUCGCCGUGCGGACGCUCGCGGCCGUGGGUUCGAAGCCAGGGUCGGCGCCGCCGUGAUCGCGGCGUUGGGGUAUUUCGACCUCAUCGACUUCAACGCGGGCGCGCAGAAGCGGCGGUAUCCGUGGAACGCGCGCGGCGGUCCGCACGCGUGGUGCACGGUGGACUUUUCGCACGUGACGGCGGCGGCGUCGUUGCGACGCGAGGCGAACGCGGCGCGGAAGUCGUUGCUUCAGAAGGACGGGACCCAUAAGGGCGUAACCUGGGGUCGAUUCACGCGCGUGUUCGAUAUCGACGCGCUGGAGGUGGCGCGGUAUCAGAGCUACACGCGGGCGGUUGACGUCGCGGCGGCGGCGGCGGCGGCGGCGGCGGCGGCGGCGGCGGGCGAGGGCGAGGACGAGGGCGGCGGCGGCGUGGAGGCGUUGAGCGACACGGACGAGGGCGGCGGCGGGGGAGGAGAUAGGGACCGGCCGCGCGAGCGCGGCCGCGGCGGCGAGAGCGAGAGCGAGAGCGAGAGCGAGAGCGAGAGCGAGAGCGAUUCGCGGCGGCGGCGGAAGCGGCGGAGGCGCGAGCGCCGGGAAAAACGCCGACGACGCAGACGCCGCGCGGCGCGGCGUCGCCGGAGCGACAGCGACAGCGACGGUGGCGACGGCGACGGUGGCAGCGAGAGUGGCGACGGGCGGCGACGACGGAAGCGUCGGCGGGAGGACUCGGACGAGGAGGACCGGCGAUAG